Messenger RNA from Prunus armeniaca (apricot), 465 nucleotides. Lineage: Eukaryota; Viridiplantae; Streptophyta; Magnoliopsida; Rosales; Rosaceae. The record is from the annotation of a GenBank genome assembly.
AUGGAAGAGAAAGAUGGGGGGAAAAUGUUUGCCUCAGAAAAGACCCUUAUCUUUAACAAGCUCUCCCCUUAUCUGUUUGUGAAGAAAAAUGGCAGAGAAUUCGGAACCAUAUCAGCAAAGAGGAGAGAUUUGCCUGAAGACCCUUCAACCCAGGAACAAUUCAUCUUCCCAUUGAGGAUCAAAAUUUCAAACCCAAUUGUUGCUGGGUCUGUGGUUGCAGUGUUGGGAUUAGGGUUCAUUGAUGCAGGGUACAGUGGAGACUGGUCAAGGAUUGGAGUGAUCUCGAAAGAGAGUGAGGACUUGCUAAAGGUUGCUGCCUUUGUAGUUGUUCCCUUUAGUAGUGUCGAUAGAUGUGUUAAUAGUGGUGGUGGUGGUGGUGGUGGUGGUGGCAGCGGGUGUGCCAUCAUGUGUGAUGCUGCUAAUGGCUUUGCUAAUAUUAAGGUGAUGGUGGCAGGGACGAUUUAG